Messenger RNA from Polistes canadensis, 1599 nucleotides. RefSeq names its product RNA-directed DNA polymerase from mobile element jockey-like. The coding region runs from base 1 to 1599 and encodes 532 amino acids. NCBI's taxonomy places the organism in Eukaryota, Metazoa, Arthropoda, Insecta, Hymenoptera, Vespidae. The record is from RefSeq and is a predicted model, not a curated record. The transcript has 3 exons.
AUGUAUGACACAAAACAUCCUUCAGGAAAAGCGCAUGGCGGAACGGCAAUAAUUAUUUAUAACGAAAUAAAAAACAAUCUACACAACAAAAAAGCUCACCUUCAAGCAACCACAAUUACCUUAAAAACACAGUAUAAUUCAAUUAAGCUCUCAGCUAAUUAUGCACCACCAAGAUACAAAAUUACAAACGAUCAAUGGAACAACUUCUUUAAGGAAUUAGGUUAUAAAUUUAUAGUAGCUGGGCACUUCAACGCCAAGCAUCCAAAUUCGGGAUCAAAAACCACUUCACCACUAGAAUCCAAAUUAAACUGUAAUAUUCCGCUCAAGACCCUGUUACAAAUAGAAAAUGCAACCAAUAAUUUAACAGAUGCUAUACAAGAAGCAGCAUGGGCAUCCACAAAUCAAAACUUUUUAACAAAAAAAAUUCUGACGUAUCCUAGCAUUAUUUUGCAAAAAAUAAAAGUAAAAAGGCAAGUAAAAGCUACGUGGCAAAAAUAUAAAACAAGGAAUAAUAAAAGACUAAUAAACAAGGUAACAAAAGAUGUAAAGAAUAGCAUACAKGAUUUUAACAAUGCUGAAUUCGAAAGAUACCUGACAUCACUUUCACCUCACGAAGAUACCAAUUACUCUCUUUGGAAAACAACAAAAAGAUUCAAAAGACCAGUAAAAUCUAUACCAGCCAUACGAAAUCUUAAUGGCUCAUGGGCGAAAAGCACAGAAGAACAAGCGGAAACCUUUGCAACUAACCUAGAAAACACAUUCACAGCACACAACUUCAAUACACAAGCAUAUGCAGAUACUAACGCAAACGACCUCGGAAGCAAAACAAAAUCUGAUGAAAACAAUAAUACCACAACAGCCAAAGAAAUUGAAAUGCUAAUAUCAGAAAUCAAAAUAAGAAAAGCUCCAGGUUACGAUCUAAUAAAUGGCAAAAUACUAAAGGAACUACCACCUAAAGCAAUUAGGAUGCUCACAAUAUUAUUUAACGCUGUAAUACGAGUCCAGUACUUCCCAAGUACACGGAAACUCGCGAAAAUUAUAAUGCUUCCUAAACCAAAUAAAGAUCCGCAUGAUGCCAAUUCUUAUAGACCAAUAUCGCUCUUACAAUUACUAUCCAAACUGCUGGAAAAAAUAAUAUACAAGAGAAUGAAAAAAAUAAUUUCUGACAAAAACCUGAUUCCUGAACAUCAAUUCGGUUUCAGAAAUAAACAAUCUACCGUUGAACAAGUACACAGAUUAACUAAUACGAUAGUAACAGCUUUAGAAAAUAAGGAGUACUGUUCUGUUGUCUUCAUAGAUGUAGAAAAAGCUUUUGAUAAGGGAAGUGUCCUUAGACCAAUUCUUUACAUUCUCUAUACGGCAGAACUACCAAUCAACGCUAACUGUACAGUUUUAACAUUUACAGACGACACAGCAAUGCUCACCGUAAACAAAGAUCCACAACGAGCAAUUCAACUAUUACAAAAACAAAUCAACUCUCUUGAAGAAUGGUUAAGCAAUAAGAAUAUCAAAGUAAACACUACCAAGUGCAAACACAUUACGUUUACACUGAGAAAAGGCAAAACACCGAAUCUACAACUAUACCGUAAUAAAGUUUAA